GAUUCCAACAUGUGUAAUCAAAAGUUACUAAUUCUGACCCUAAACUAACUUUUUUCAAAGAUAAAAGAAAGUGUCCACUCUAUUUAAUACUAUUAUUUUUUUGCUACAUUUCAUGCUUGAAUUUAUAAAAAUUCAAUAUGAUGCUUUGUCGCUAAUCUUAUAAAAACAUAGUUCGUGUGUCGUAUAGAUUUCCUAACCUAAAAAGAGCAUUAUGUACAAUAUUAUGUAUAAAACAUCGUGAGCAUCAAUAAUAUUAUAAUCUCUAUCAUGACAGAACAAGAAGUAAUGCCAGACAUUGAAAUGGACGAAACUAGUGAUGUGGAUAGUGGUGAUGAUUGGAGUGAAACUAAUGAGGAUGUUCAAACUAUUAUAUGUCUUUUUUGUAAGGAUACUACAGAUGGUAUGACAAAUGCAUUGAAGCAUCUUGAAGUGCUUCAUAAUUUUGCUUUAAGAAAUUUUAUAACAAAACAUUCUCUUGACUCAUAUUCGUAUAUAAAGUUAAUCAAUUUCAUUCGUCAAAAGAACAUUCAACCAGAACAAUUAAAUACUUUAUGUAUAAAAGAUUGGCAGGACGAUGAAUAUUUAUAUCCUGUUAUAGAAGACGAUCCAUUGUUAAUGUACGAUAUCGAAGAUUUAGAAAACAAACCUGUAAACACUAUUAGUUACACUGUAAAUUCAGAAAAUGGGUGCGUUACUUUAUCGGAAGUACAUUUUGCUGAACUGCAAAGGACCAUUCAGACACUUAAAGCACAACUAGAACAACGUGAAUUAGCAUGCUUUUUAGCUAAACAGCAAGUAAAUGAAAUGAUAGAAAAAGCACAAAAAUUAGUUUUGGAUGAUGAACAAGAAAACAUAGAGAAAAUAACUGAUAAAAAGCGUGCUUCACGUACAGAUGAGGGAUAUUUUAAUACAUAUAGUCAUUUUGCCAUUCAUCAUGAAAUGUUAACAGAUAAAAUACGAACAGAAAGUUAUCGUGAUGCAUUGUUUACAAAUUCCAUUAGAUUUAGCAAUUGUAUAAUGUUGGAUGUAGGUUGUGGGACAGGUAUCCUGUCUAUGUUUGCAGCAAAGUCUGGUUGUCGUAAAGUUAUCAGUGUUGAUCAGUCUGAUGUAAUAUAUCAUGCUAUGGAUAUUGUAAGAGAGAACAAUUUAGAUAACAUUAUUACAUUAAAAAAAGGUCGCUUAGAAGACAUUACACUUGAAGAAGAAAAAGUAGAUGCAAUUAUUUCUGAAUGGAUGGGAUAUUUUUUAUUAUUUGAAGGAAUGUUAGACACAGUCAUUUAUGCAAGGGAUCAUUAUUUAGUUGCUAAUGGUAUAUUAAUGCCAAAUAGAUGUUCAAUGAGUAUAGUUGGAAGUGGAGAUACACAAAGAUAUGUAGAUUUGAUUGAUUAUUGGUCCAAUGUUUAUGGUUUUAAAAUGAGCUGUAUGAAAGCUGAAGUUUUGAGAGAACCAAGCAUAGAAAUUUGUAGGUCUGAAUAUAUUAUAACUACUGCUGCCGAGAUUCAGACAUUUGACUUAUAUACAGUGUCUACGGAUUGUGUAAACUUCUCAGCACCUUUUAACUUAAUUGUAAAGAAGACUGGAUCAUUGACUGCAAUAAUUGGUUACUUUGAUGUAUUUUUUGAUUUAGAAAAUUCAGUCAGUUUUAGUACUGGUCCAAAUGCUUCACCGACGCAUUGGAAACAAACAGUAUUUUCUUUAAAAGAACCUAUUAGCAUAACUGAAGGUGAAGUUUUAAGUGGUAAAUUGGUAUGUCGCAGGCAUAUCAAAGAUGUUCGUGGUUUGAUCAUUACCAUCCACAUCAAAGAUUUUAGUCAAGUUUAUUAUAUGGAUUAGAUAUAAUAUAUGCUUUUGCAUUACAAGUCUAUUAAAAAAUUUGUAUCUUUAUCAAAUUAAUAUUCUUAGUAUAUUUAUCCAACUUUUUUUCUUGUUUUUUUUUUUUUUUCCUUUUUUUUCCUUUUUUUCAGUUUUUAAUAUAUGCAUAUAAUAACAAAAAUAAUGAUGUUUAGAUAUCAUUUAGGAGUCACUGCCAUCUUAGAAUAUGUUUUGAAACUUUUGUUUUAAACAAUUUAUACAUUCCAUUAUGGAUUGUAUUGCCAUGUAAAAUAAUUUCAUAUAUAUUAGAAAAGGAUAAUUCUAUUUAAUUUUAUUAAUUCUGCAAUUAAGAGAAAGAAAAAUUUUAUUCUCAUAACACUAUACGCUUAAACAAAAAAUAGUCAUCCAAUUAAACUAGUUUCGUCAUAAACACAAUUAAAUAUUCUUCUAGAAUAACAGAAUCAAGAAAACCAAAUUAACGAAAAAGAGUGGCCUUAGUUUUUCAUUAGAUAUAUUAAUUAGAUUACAGUUUAAAUAACAGUUCUACAAAUAAUAUAUAUAUAAACUAUUAAUAUAUUAAGCAUCGCUUAAUUCUACCACCUUAUAUGCCUUAGCUUUAUUCUCGUGGACCAUUAUUUUUUCGAACUAUUAUACA
Vespa mandarinia (Asian giant hornet) is the source of this 2467-nucleotide messenger RNA. RefSeq names its product arginine methyltransferase 3 (gene Art3). Gene Ontology annotation, molecular function: protein-arginine N-methyltransferase activity; histone methyltransferase activity. Gene Ontology annotation, biological process: chromatin remodeling; peptidyl-arginine methylation, to asymmetrical-dimethyl arginine. The record is from RefSeq and is a predicted model, not a curated record. Gene Ontology annotation, cellular component: nucleus. Lineage: Eukaryota; Metazoa; Arthropoda; Insecta; Hymenoptera; Vespidae.